AUGGCUGAAGAUUUAAAUCGAAAAGGUCAAACAACUGUAAUUGAACUUGAUGAAACUCGUGAUCAAAUGAAAAUCAUGCAGCAAAAUUUUAGUUCGAUCGAAAGUGAUUGGAAAAUUCAACUUGAAAAACAUCAAAAAAAGAUCGACGAUUUAGAAAAUGUUAUAAAUGAAUUGGAAUUGAAAUUAAAGACAAGUGAAGCUACAGUAAAAAAUUUAGAAUCUACUAGGUAUGAAUUGUCUGUUAAAAAUGCUGAUUUGCAACAAAAAAUUGUCAAUGUUCAGGAAAGUGCUUCCAAACAGUGUGAACAAUUUAACAAAGAAAUCCAAGGUACAUUCUUUAAUUAUUAUUAUUUUAAAUGCCGAGCUUCAGAAAACUUUGNAAAGAAAUUAGAGAGAGAAUUAAAUGAAUUAAAAAAUAGCAAGGGUAAAUCGGAAGAAAUGUUAAAUCUUCAGCAAAGAGUUGCAGAGCUUGAGGAAGAAAAAGGCUCUUUACAAUUGAAGUUGAUUGAAAUUGAAGAUCAAGUUGCUCAAAUAGAAAAUUUAAAAGAAGUCAACGCAGCUGUACAACAGGAUUAUGAAAAAGUUUUAAUCAAAGCUGAAACUUAUGAAAAAGAAAUAAAAGAAUAUCAGUUGGAAAGUAAAAAAUGGGAAGCAAAAUAUGAAGCAUUGCAUUCUGAUUUUGUUACUAUCCAAGAAAAAUUCAAUAUAUUGAGUCAAGAACAUUUCAAAACUCAAGAAGAUAUGACAGCUUUACUUGAAGAUAAAAGAAGCAUUGAAUCUUAUCAUGUAAGUUUGGUUUUCCUUUUGUGGAAGAAGAAAAAAGUUAUUUAGUCUCAGCUGUUUUGG
Parasteatoda tepidariorum (common house spider) is the source of this 846-nucleotide messenger RNA. Lineage: Eukaryota; Metazoa; Arthropoda; Arachnida; Araneae; Theridiidae. The record is from RefSeq and is a predicted model, not a curated record.